AUGGCAUCCCUCGAAGUGGACGUGCAUUCCAAUCUGAAAUCAUUACUUAAUGAAAUCCCAAGGAAGAGUUCAGAAGUAAUUGCCGAUGAGAAGAAAUUUGUGGUGGGCACCUAUGCAAGGACAUCAGUGGUGUUGGCCAGUGGGAAGGGCUGUAAAGUGUACGAUGUUGAUGGGCAAGAAUAUCUGGACUUGACUUCUGGUAUUGCUGUCAAUGCUCUCGGACAUGGGGACCCCGAUUGGGUGCGGGCAGUUACGGAGCAAGCUAAUGUACUCACGCAUGUCAGCAAUAUAUAUUAUUCCAUUCCACAGGUGGAGCUUGCAAAACGUCUGGUUGCUUGCUCUUUUGCUGAUCGUGUGUUUUUUUCCAACUCUGGAACCGAAGCAAAUGAAGCCGCUAUUAAGUUUUCCCGGAAGUUCCAAAGAUAUUCGCAUCCAGAUGAGAAGCAGCCACCUAUGAAGUUCAUUGCCUUCACAAAUUGCUUCCAUGGUAGAACCAUGGGUGCUCUUGCACUGACAAGCAAAGAGAAUUACAGAUCACCUUUUGAGCCCGUUAUGCCUGGAGUGACAUUCUUAGAAUAUGGUAAUAUCCAAGCAGCUACUGAAAUUAUUCAGAGUGGGGAAAUUGCUGCAGUAUUUGUUGAACCCAUUCAAGGAGAAGGUGGUAUACAUAGUGCAACAAAGGAGUUCUUACUAUCCCUGCGCACUGCCUGUGAUAAUGCCGGUUCUCUUCUUAUUUUUGACGAGGUACAAUGUGGCUUAGGCCGAAGCGGUUAUCUUUGGGCCCAUGAAGCUUACGGUGUAUACCCAGAUAUAAUGACCCUUGCAAAGCCUCUAGCCGGAGGUCUACCUAUUGGUGCUGUGCUGGUAACCGAAAAGGUGGCUCGUGCAAUAAAUUUUGGAGAUCAUGGUAGCACUUUCGCAGGUGGUCCUCUUGUUUGUAGUGGUGCAAUUGCCGUGUUGGAUAAAAUUUCGAGUCCAGGCUUUUUAGCCAGCGUCUCAGAGAAAGGUCAAUAUUUCAAGGAACUGUUAGUUAAAAAUUUGGGAGGAAAUUCGCAUGUGAAAGAAGUACGAGGUUCAGGACUCAUUAUCGGCAUAGAGCUCGACGUAUCUGCCUCCCCCUUGGUCGAUGCAUGCCAACAGUCGGGUCUUCUUAUCUUGACUGCAGGAAAAGGAAAUGUUGUUAGAAUUGUGCCACCACUGAUCAUAUCGACUCAGGAAAUUGAUCAGGCCGUUGAGAUCUUGAUUGAUCGUAUCCCUGUUCUUGAUCAGGCUAGCACAAAUUAG
This is a messenger RNA of Fraxinus pennsylvanica, 1284 nucleotides long. NCBI's taxonomy places the organism in Eukaryota, Viridiplantae, Streptophyta, Magnoliopsida, Lamiales, Oleaceae. The record is from the annotation of a GenBank genome assembly.